AUGGUGGAGUUCAUGGAGAAGGUCUCGACGGCAGUGGAGAGAAAGGAGCCCACCGUCGAGGAGCGAACCUUUCUCUCCGUGGCAUACAAGAACGUGAUCGGCAUGAGGCGAGCCUCGUGGCGCAUCAUCUCCUCGAUCAAGCAGAAGGAGGAAAGCCGCGGCAACGAGGACCAUGUGUCCAUGAUCCUGGACUACAUAUCCAAGAUCGAGUCGGAGCUCUCCAACAUCUGCGACGGAAUCCUCAAGCUCCUUGACACCAGACUCAUCCCCUUUACUGCCCCCGGCAACUCCAAGAUCUCCUACCUCAAGAUGAAGGCCAAGUGA
Molecule: messenger RNA, 324 nt
Organism: Quercus lobata
Lineage: Eukaryota; Viridiplantae; Streptophyta; Magnoliopsida; Fagales; Fagaceae
Product: 14-3-3-like protein
Exons: 1
Coding region: 1-324 (107 amino acids)
Source: RefSeq, a predicted model, not a curated record